AUGAGGAAGCUGUGCCCGAACCAUGACCGCGACGACUCCCAGCUGGACACCGUGCUGGAGGUGCCCAUCCCCGAUGAGAUGCUCGCCAACGCCCCCGGCGCCGACAAGCGCCGGGGCGGCGGUCCCAACAUGCGCGCCUGGCUCAAGACCCAGGCGUUCGACCGCGCAACCGCCGAAGGGCCCGCCGCUGCCGCCGCCAACGCCGAGCUCCAGCUCUUCCUCAACGUCGUCGGCUCGCCGCUCAUCCCCUGCCCCGUCCCCCACGACCGCGCCUUCAGCCGCUCCAUCCGCGACUCCUCCAUCCAAGCGUCGACGGCCAAAUACAUCAUGCAGCAGUACAUCGCGGCCACGGGCGGGCAGGCGGCGCUGCAGGGCGUGCAGAGCAUGUACGCCGUCGGGAAGGUGAAGAUGUGCGCGUCCGAGUUCCACCUCGGCGACCAGACCGUCACCGCCGCCCAGGGACGCGCUGAGGUCGGCGGCUUCGUGCUCUGGCAGAAGUGCCCCGAGGUCUGGUACUUCGAGCUCAUCAUGGCCGGUCACAAGAUGAGCGCCGGCAGCGACGGCAAGGUCGCCUGGCGCCAGUCCGCCGCCGAGAACUCCCAUGCCUCCCGCGGCCCGCCCCGCCCACUCCGCCGGUCCCUCCAGGGUCUGGACCCGCGGUCGAUCGCGAACCUCUUCUCCGACGCGGUAUGCAUCGGCGAGAAGGUCAUCAACGGCGAGGAGUGCUUCAUCCUGAAGCUGGAGGCGAGCGCCAUGACGCUGCGGGCGCGGAGCGCGGCGGCGUUCGACAUCAUCCACCACACGGUGUGGGGAUACUUCAGCCAGCGCACGGGCCUGCUCAUCCAGCUCGAGGACAACCACCUGCUCCGCAUGAAGUCCGGCAAGGGCGCGCGACGCAGCGAGAACAUCUUCUGGGAGACCAGCAUGGAGUCCGUCAUCAACAACUACCGCCACAUCGACGGCGUCAACAUCGCGCACGGCGGCAAAACCACCGUCACGCUCUUCCGCUACGGCGAGGGCUCCGUCAACCACAAGAGGAAGCUGGAGGAGACGUGGACGGUGGAGGAGGCCGACUUCAACGUGAAAGGCCUCACCUCCGACUACUUCCUGCCGCCGUCAGACCUCAAGAAGGAGGGCGACGACCAGCCCGGCGGAUGA
Molecule: messenger RNA, 1158 nt
Organism: Triticum turgidum subsp. durum (durum wheat)
Lineage: Eukaryota; Viridiplantae; Streptophyta; Magnoliopsida; Poales; Poaceae
Source: the annotation of a GenBank genome assembly